AUGGCUCCGCGCGCAAGGCGUGGCGAGGCCGCUGCCGAGCCGCAAGCUUUUCAUGAGCUUGGAGUUCGUGGUCGCAAAACCGGCGUCUUCCUUCCCGAUGGCGGCGAGCGUGACGAGCAUGGCAUGCAACCCCUCGACGCCAUCUUCUCAUCCCCCAACAAGGCCGCCGCCUCUACAAAUGGCGUCGAGGAUAGCUCGGGCAGCGAGGAUAUGGAUAUUGCGUCAAGUGCUGGGCCUGGACCCCGAACGCUCCUUAAGAAUCAGCGCAGCCUCAAGUUCCCCCUGCCCAGGAGUCGCUCCCCGGCGAAGACGAACUUGGCUUCCCCGGCGCGUAAGAACCCGCUCGUGGGGCAGCUGUCUUCCUUGGCCCGACGCUCUGCCGCAGAGGAUCGCGACGUCACCGUCACUCGAAAGCUCGACUUUGACGCCAAGACCGCCAGGUCUGCGGCCGGGAGCGCCAGGGCUAAGACGAACGGCGUCAACGGCAAGAGACGAGCCAACGUGCAAGAGGACGGUGGCGACGACGACGACGAAGUCCUGGGGGACAGCGCGCAUAUCAAUUUCGAUGAAAUGGUUGAGCAGUCGAUUCAGAUGGUUGACGCUAUGGGCGGCGACGACGAAGAUCCUCCUUUCAGUCCCAGGGGAGCACCCGAUGAGGAGGAUCGGGAUAACCGGUCCGACGAGGACGCACCCGCCGUCUCACCCAUCGCAAGAAGGCCACCACCGCAUUCGGAACGCAAAGAAUCGAAGAAACGAAGAUCACUUCGAUCCUCGGCUGGCGGUACCGGUCAUACCGAAUCACCACCGCCCGCAGAAUUGCAGGAAGAGGACGAGGAACCCAGGCGGCACAAGCGGCAACGCAUCCAGCCGCCGCCUGGCCCUCCAGCAGCGGCACCGUCGGCGAAAAGAGCAGCGCCUGCCGUCGCUGCGUCAAAGGCGAAGGCGAAGGCGAAGGCGAUACCGAUAAAUGGCGGCAAGCCCAAUACCAUGAAAAAGGCGAAGUCACAAGGCCAGCCGCUUGCGCGAAAGACAAAGGCUCAAAUCGCAAAAUCCGAUGCCGCCUUGGACACGGGAGAGGCAUCCUUUGUCGCUUUGCAACGCGGCCCGCCACUGCCCAAAUCGCGCGGCCUCGUCACUGUCCGCGGUGGCGGUGAGACGAUGACGCAGACGAGAUCAGGCCGACACUCCUUCAAGCCCGUCGAGUACUGGCGCGGCGAGCAGAUAAUACGGGAAGAGGAGGAGCAGGCAGACAUGUUCUACAAAGACGACUUCGUCCUGCCCACCAUCAAGGAGGUCGUCCGCGUCGAGAGGGAAUUGCCGCCGCCGCCGAAGCGCGCGACCCGAGGCAAGGGGCGGCCGCCAUCCAAGGCGAAGCAACGGCAAAACACCAUCGUGGAGGACGAUGAGGAGCUCGAGGAGUGGGAGUACAACCCUGGCACCGUCACCGGCGAGAUCGUCCUAUGGGAGCCCGAGCACGAGCAAGAGCCGCCGGCGGACGACGAACCCGUCCAGGUCAUGGACGACCGCAUCGCCAUCUCGGCCGACGCCAUCCAAACGUCCGACAUCAAGGAUGCUACCUUCCGGUUUGCCAAAACGCUGACGAUGCCCUUCAUGGGCGCCGGUGUCGUCGACCUGCCACCCGGCGCCGAGAAGCGGCCCAAGAACUCGCGCAAGAUGCACAUGGUCUUCUUCGUUCACUAUGGCAAGGUCCUCGUCACCAUCAACGAAGCCCAGUUCCGCAUAUCCGCCGGCGGUACCUGGUUCGUUCCCCGAGGCAACUUCUAUAGCAUCACGAACGACUACGAUAAUCCCAGCCGGAUAUUUUUCGCGCAGGCUUGCGAGAUCAUGGCGCCUCGUCCCGACGAAGCCGAGGAGGAGCCCACCGUCCCGCUAGCCUACUAA
Messenger RNA from Drechmeria coniospora, 1902 nucleotides. RefSeq lists its product as uncharacterized. The record is from RefSeq and is a predicted model, not a curated record. The transcript is spliced from 4 exons. Gene Ontology annotation, molecular function: centromeric DNA binding. Gene Ontology annotation, biological process: attachment of mitotic spindle microtubules to kinetochore; kinetochore assembly; spindle attachment to meiosis I kinetochore. Gene Ontology annotation, cellular component: kinetochore. NCBI's taxonomy places the organism in Eukaryota, Fungi, Ascomycota, Sordariomycetes, Hypocreales, Ophiocordycipitaceae. The coding region runs from base 1 to 1902 and encodes 633 amino acids.